AUGGCUGGAAUCAUUCUUGCCAUCAUGGUUGUGCUUGCUACCACAGUCAAAGGUGAUGGCGCUUAUGACACUUGUGCUGUGGCUUCUAUUUCGGGCCGUCUUUGGUCUCGUCAGUGGCUCUUUGCUGCCUCCUCCUACACUCAGGCCGAUGCUACCGACGUCUCCAUGUGGGCCAUCUUUGACACGGUUCUCGGUGGUCGCCUCGUUGAGACUCGCUUCGAAGGCCUCGCGGGCUUUGUCUAUGAGCUGGGGGCCACAAAGCUCGGCAUCCCCUCAAAGACGCCCUCCUACAAGUCGGCCCUCACUUCAGAAGGUCAUACCAUCUCGCCGGAGAUCCCGCUCUACCUCAAGUACCCUACUCACGUAGAGCUGGGCAACACGCUUCCGGAGGUCAUCUUUGACGGCGUUGUCUACGUUUCUGUCGGCUGUGGCGAGUACUCGGCCGAGUGCCAGACUCUGGUCGAGGGCCAGAUCGAGCCGCGCUUCCGCUUCGAGACCGAUGCUGGCGGCGGACGCUACCGCAUUGUGUGCGACACAUCCGGUGAUGGCAUUUUCAACAUUGUGGAUGGAUCGGACACGGUCUUGUCGGGCGACACCGUUGACGGCGUCAACGAGGUGCCGUGGGACGGCAAGGAUGCGUCCGGCGUCCAGGUUGCCGACGGCAACUACAUCUGCGAGGUUUGGGUCCUUCUGGCCGAGGUGCACUUUCCUCUCGUCGAUGUCGAGACGGUCUACCCUGGCAUGCGCAUGUACUCGUACUUCAACGGUGUGGCCAAACCGCAGGUCAUGUACUGGAGUGACGAAGACGUCAAUCCGGCAAUCAACAUGCCCAACGGCGAGCCUGGUGCAACGACGUCGGGAUGCUGCGGCGUGAACUCGACGUACGACACCAACGCGGUGCCGAACGUCAAUGCCCGUGCGUGGGGCAACUUUGUGGCCGGUUCCAAGGGUGACCAGGCCAUCAUCAACACGUUUUCGUUCGUGGAGCGCUCCGUCUCGCUCCCAAUCAGCAUUUCCGUCGGGGCGACCGAGGCGUGUCCCGAGCCAACGGUCCGAGUCCUCGACAAAACCAUUGUUGAAGGUGACUCGGGCUCUACCGACGUCGUCAUCGAUUUGGUGCUCACCUCGGCGAUCUCCUCGGGCAUCGCCAUAUCGUACACGACUACUGACGGCACUGCCAAUGGCGGCCUGGAUUAUGUGCCUAACUCGGGCGUGAUCAACAUGACGCCUGGCUCGUAUUGCUACUCGGUCACUGUUGUCCUGACGGGCGACACCGACCUCGAGAACGACGAGAUCUUCUACUUUGACAUCUCGCAAAUGUCAGGACCACCAGUGACCAUUGCCAAGCCGCGUGGUGUCAUCACGAUUCUCAACGAUGACGACAGCUGCCCGGUUGUCUCGACGCCACCGCUUGAGUGGCCGGGCUUGCUCAUGGAGGUCUUUGACUGUGUCGACGGAGAGUCGAUUGCGUCACUAACCUCUUCGAGCUCGUACAUCGACCGGAAGCCGGGCUGCAUCGACUCGCAGGUGACGACGCUUUCAGCAGCACCUGCCAUGGGCGCAUGCAAGCAGACGCUGCAUGCAUCGGUCGACUACGGCUUCUCCCUCUCGGGCUGGCUUCGUGUGGGCGCUACCAACACGUACACCUUCUACGUUGCCGCCGACUUUGCGAUCGAGCUGUGGGUAGGCGCCAACGAGGCGUCUCUUGCUCGAGUUGCCUACAACGAGGCUCCCAAUGCCGGGCCGACCGCGUACACAGAGACCGCCUCACAGGCGUCGACUCCGAUGGCGCUCUCACUCGGCGACCUCGUUUACAUACGCGUCCUCUACAAGGAGGGCGACGAAGACUAUCCUGCCGAUGACUUUUUCUCGGUGGCUUGGUCCGGCUCUGGCUUCGGUGACACAACCGAGGUCAUUGCCUCUGGUGGGAGCUACGGCGAGACGCUCUUCCACAACGCCACCAAGGCUGUGGCGCUGGAGGAUGCCUCGUCCUGCUGCACAUCGCGGAUUGUCGAGACCACCGUGGAAUCUGUCCGCCUCGACAGCGACCCGUGCUCGGGAGCACUCUCCGCAAACAUCACGAGCACCAUUCCGCUGACGCCGCAACCGGCGUCGGUAUCCAUUGGCUUUGCGCCGGAUGCUCCGCGCGAGUUUGAGUACGUCCAGGACGAUCUCUUCUCGGACAUCGGCGCCGCUUCAACGUCGGGCCAGGUCUUUGCUGGGCGCGUCCGCCAGCCGCGGACGGUCAAGGUGCGUAUCUCGUCUGGCGCUCGCAAUGCCUUUGAGCGGAGCAAUGACGGGCUGGUUGUUCCCAACUUUCGUGUGCUGGGCAUGAGCACAUGGACGACAGGCCUUAUCUUCGACGGCGUGGAUGUUCCGCCUGGAGCAACCAUCACAAACGCCUACAUUGCCAUGGAGGGCGACAAUGAUAACGGGCAAGAUACGGGGACUGGUGUCAACAUUCCGAUCUACGCAUUCGCUGCCGACACGGCCGGCGCCAUGCCGACAAACAACUACGGCAUUACCUCGCUCGCCCCUACGGGCGCGGUGGUGACGUGGACCGACGUGCCGGCGUUCAUCACGGGCGUUGACUACGUCUCACCCGACAUCUCGCCGGUGGUACAGGAGCUGGUGUCGCGUCCCGGAUGGCGGAGUGGGAACGACAUGCUGAUUGUGUUUGGCCUCUCCACCGGCACCGCCAACCUGCGCGUCAUCGCGUCGUUUGAGAACCCCACGUCGGCUCCGCUGCUCGUCAUCGAGUACCACACCGGGUUUGGGAGCGCAGACACAUACACUGGCGCGGUCUACCUUGCCGAUGCCUCGGACACGUCGGUCACGAACGCCCAGCAGCUCUCUGGCGGCUUCCGCAUGAGUUUCGUACUCGCUCAGGCCGCGUCGUACACGGUGACUCUCCAGCACGCCCUGGUGGCCAACAACCUCGACGCUGUAGGCGAGCGGGUCUCGUCACUACUCAAGAUCAAUGGAGGUUACGUUGGAAACUUUGUCGGCUCGGAGGGCGUGUCGGUCCUCGAGGAGCUGACGAGCUCCGGAACAUCGGCUCCGUCGACGUCAAGCUUUGUCAUCGCCCUUCCCAGCGGUGCGAACACGAUUGAGUUUGGUGCGUACCUCUCGAGUCGCUCCUCGUCUGACGACUACGCUGUGGCUCUCUUCGAUCAGUUUGGCCUCUCUACAGAUUCAUAUGUGACGCAAUGCGGUGCGUACGAUCUCUCGUACAACUACGAGUGGUGGGCACCGUCCUGUUCGGGCACUGGGCCGUGCUCUUCCACAUCGUCUGUUUCUGGCAUCUGUGACACCAGCGUCCAGCUCUUUGCCAACAACGAGAAGUGCUGCAUCUGGAUCGACGUUGCCGUGCCGAAGGAGAUCCCGAGUGUUGGCCUCAACGUCUCUACUGCAGCUGCGUCCGAGCCCGGUGCCGGCUUUGUUGACAUUGAGAUUGGCCUUACCCUUGCCUUUGACGCCGAGAUCGACAUCCAGGUCACGCUCGCGGCGCUCAACGGGACUGCUUUUGCUGGUGUAGACUUUGACCUCCUGUCACCCGUAGUCAACUUUCCCGCUGGGGUAGAGACGGUCCCUGUCAUUGUCCGCAUCUACCAGGACAACGUCUACGAGUACUGGAUGGAAAGUGCUCCCGCGGAGACUUUUGACAUCCAAAUCGUCGACACACCGACUGUGAGCACGACGGAGCCGACGGACGAGAGCGGAUCGCGCAACGUGUCGAUCACGAUUGUGAUGGGCUCGCCGGCGCCUUCGCCGGUGACGGUGGAUGUUGUGACGAGCGUGGCCGUCGGGUCGCUGGCGACGGGCGACGUCGAUUUCGAGGUUGUGACGACGACAGUGACGAUUCCUGGCGGAUCGUCGAGCGCGGUGUUUGAUGCUGUUGUGUACGGCGACGCGUGGUACGACGACGGCGAGACGUUCGAUGUGACGCUGACUGGCGUGAGCGGCCCGGCCACCCUUGGCGGGACGCUGACGACUGUGGUGACGAUCGGCGACUCUGGCCCGGCACCGACGCUGACGACGCGGGUGGUGUCCGGGGCCGAUGCCAGCACCGGGUCUGGCUCGCAGAGCGUGACUGCAGAUGUGAGCGAGGGCGAUGCGACGUCGAAGGAUGUCGUGCUCGAGCUCGCGCUGUCGCGGCCUGCGGAGCAUCCGACGGUGGUCGACGUGGUUGUGUACCCGACGUCGACGGCGACGAACGGGACGGACGUGGAUGUGCUCUCUACCGAGGGCCGCAACCGCGGGCCGUUCACGAUUGGUGGACUGGUGUCGACAUACAAUGUGUCUGCUGUGAUCUACGGCGAGACCGUUGUCGAGGGGACCGAGGUGUUUGACUUUGGUCUCGUGGCGACGUACGGCGUGAGCGGUGUGACAAGCACAAGCAACGCGAGUGUGAGCAUUGUGGGCAUGGCUGUGGCUGCAGUGAGCACGACGGAGCCGACGGACGAGAGCGGAUCGCGCAACGUGUCGAUCACGAUUGUGAUGGGCUCGCCGGCGCCUUCACCGGUGACGGUGGAUGUUGUGACGAGCGUGGCCGUCGGGUCGCUGGCGACGGGCGACGUCGAUUUCGAGGUUGUGACGACGACAGUGACGAUUCCUGGCGGAUCGUCGAGCGCGGUGUUUGAUGCUGUUGUGUACGGCGACGCGUGGUACGACGACGGCGAGACGUUCGAUGUGACACUGACUGGCGUGAGCGGCCCGGCCACCCUUGGCGGGACGCUGACGACUGUGGUGACGAUCGGCGACUCUGGCCCGGCACCGACGCUGACGACGCGGGUGGUGUCCGGGGCCGAUGCCAGCACCGGGUCUGGCUCGCAGAGCGUGACUGCAGAUGUGAGCGAGGGCGAUGCGACGUCGAAGGAUGUCGUGCUCGAGCUCGCGCUGUCGCGGCCUGCGGAGCAUCCGACGGUGGUCGACGUGGUUGUGUACCCGACGUCGACGGCGACGAACGGGACGGACGUGGAUGUGCUCUCUACCGAGGGCCGCAACCGCGGGCCGUUCACGAUUGGUGGACUGGUGUCGACAUACAAUGUGUCUGCUGUGAUCUACGGCGAGACCGUUGUCGAGGGGACCGAGGUGUUUGACUUUGGUCUCGUGGCGACGUACGGCGUGAGCGGUGUGACAAGCACAAGCAACGCGAGUGUGAGCAUUGUGGGCAUGGCUGUGGCUGCAGUGAGCACGACGGAGCCGACGGACGAGAGCGGAUCGCGCAACGUGUCGAUCACGAUUGUGAUGGGCUCGCCGGCGCCUUCGCCGGUGACGGUGGAUGUUGUGACGAGCGUGGCCGUCGGGUCGCUGGCGACGGGCGACGUCGAUUUCGAGGUUGUGACGACGACAGUGACGAUUCCUGGCGGAUCGUCGAGCGCGGUGUUUGAUGCUGUUGUGUACGGCGACGCGUGGUACGACGACGGCGAGACGUUCGAUGUGACACUGACUGGCGUGAGCGGCCCGGCCACCCUUGGCGGGACGCUGACGACUGUGGUGACGAUCGGCGACUCUGGCCCGGCACCGACGCUGACGACGCGGGUGGUGUCCGGGGCCGAUGCCAGCACCGGGUCUGGCUCGCAGAGCGUGACUGCAGAUGUGAGCGAGGGCGAUGCGACGUCGAAGGAUGUCGUGCUCGAGCUCGCGCUGUCGCGGCCUGCGGAGCAUCCGACGGUGGUCGACGUGGUUGUGUACCCGACGUCGACGGCGACGAACGGGACGGACGUGGAUGUGCUCUCUACCGAGGGCCGCAACCGCGGGCCGUUCACGAUUGGUGGACUGGUGUCGACAUACAAUGUGUCUGCUGUGAUCUACGGCGAGACCGUUGUCGAGGGGACCGAGGUGUUUGACUUUGGUCUCGUGGCGACGUACGGCGUGAGCGGUGUGACAAGCACAAGCAACGCGAGUGUGAGCAUUGUCAACGAUGACUUCUCACCGCCGCCGCCGUCGCCGCCGCCGCCGCCGCCUCCUCCCUCGCCGCCUCCGCCGCCUCCGCCGAGCCCGCCUCCGCCGUUCGGGCAGGUGGGCAUGGCUGUGGCUGCAGUGAGCACGACGGAGCCGACGGACGAGAGCGGAUCGCGCAACGUGUCGAUCACGAUUGUGAUGGGCUCGCCGGCGCCUUCGCCGGUGACGGUGGAUGUUGUGACGAGCGUGGCCGUCGGGUCGCUGGCGACGGGCGACGUCGAUUUCGAGGUUGUGACGACGACAGUGACGAUUCCUGGCGGAUCGUCGAGCGCGGUGUUUGAUGCUGUUGUGUACGGCGACGCGUGGUACGACGACGGCGAGACGUUCGAUGUGACACUGACUGGCGUGAGCGGCCCGGCCACCCUUGGCGGGACGCUGACGACUGUGGUGACGAUCGGCGACUCUGGCCCGGCACCGACGCUGACGACGCGGGUGGUGUCCGGGGCCGAUGCCAGCACCGGGUCUGGCUCGCAGAGCGUGACUGCAGAUGUGAGCGAGGGCGAUGCGACGUCGAAGGAUGUCGUGCUCGAGCUCGCGCUGUCGCGGCCUGCGGAGCAUCCGACGGUGGUCGACGUGGUUGUGUACCCGACGUCGACGGCGACGAACGGGACGGACGUGGAUGUGCUCUCUACCGAGGGCCGCAACCGCGGGCCGUUCACGAUUGGUGGACUGGUGUCGACAUACAAUGUGUCUGCUGUGAUCUACGGCGAGACCGUUGUCGAGGGGACCGAGGUGUUUGACUUUGGUCUCGUGGCGACGUACGGCGUGAGCGGUGUGACAAGCACAAGCAACGCGAGUGUGAGCAUUGUCAACGAUGACUUCUCACCGCCGCCGCCGUCGCCGCCGCCGCCGCCGCCUCCUCCCUCGCCGCCUCCGCCGCCUCCGCCGAGCCCGCCUCCGCCGUUCGGGCAGGUGGGCAUGGCUGUGGCUGCAGUGAGCACGACGGAGCCGACGGACGAGAGCGGAUCGCGCAACGUGUCGAUCACGAUUGUGAUGGGCUCGCCGGCGCCUUCGCCGGUGACGGUGGAUGUUGUGACGAGCGUGGCCGUCGGGUCGCUGGCGACGGGCGACGUCGAUUUCGAGGUUGUGACGACGACAGUGACGAUUCCUGGCGGAUCGUCGAGCGCGGUGUUUGAUGCUGUUGUGUACGGCGACGCGUGGUACGACGACGGCGAGACGUUCGAUGUGACGCUGACUGGCGUGAGCGGCCCGGCCACCCUUGGCGGGACGCUGACGACUGUGGUGACGAUCGGCGACUCUGGCCCGGCACCGACGCUGACGACGCGGGUGGUGUCCGGGGCCGAUGCCAGCACCGGGUCUGGCUCGCAGAGCGUGACUGCAGAUGUGAGCGAGGGCGAUGCGACGUCGAAGGAUGUCGUGCUCGAGCUCGCGCUGUCGCGGCCUGCGGAGCAUCCGACGGUGGUCGACGUGGUUGUGUACCCGACGUCGACGGCGACGAACGGGACGGACGUGGAUGUGCUCUCUACCGAGGGCCGCAACCGCGGGCCGUUCACGAUUGGUGGACUGGUGUCGACAUACAAUGUGUCUGCUGUGAUCUACGGCGAGACCGUUGUCGAGGGGACCGAGGUGUUUGACUUUGGUCUCGUGGCGACGUACGGCGUGAGCGGUGUGACAAGCACAAGCAACGCGAGUGUGAGCAUUGUCAACGAUGACUUCUCACCGCCUCCGCCGUCGCCGCCGCCGCCGCCUCCUCCUCCCUCGCCGCCUCCGCCGCCUCCGCCGAGCCCGCCUCCGCCGUUCGGGCAGGUGGGCAUGGCUGUGGCUGCAGUGAGCACGACGGAGCCGACGGACGAGAGCGGAUCGCGCAACGUGUCGAUCACGAUUGUGAUGGGCUCGCCGGCGCCUUCGCCGGUGACGGUGGAUGUUGUGACGAGCGUGGCCGUCGGGUCGCUGGCGACGGGCGACGUCGAUUUCGAGGUUGUGACGACGACAGUGACGAUUCCUGGCGGAUCGUCGAGCGCGGUGUUUGAUGCUGUUGUGUACGGCGACGCGUGGUACGACGACGGCGAGACGUUCGAUGUGACGCUGACUGGCGUGAGCGGCCCGGCCACCCUUGGCGGGACGCUGACGACUGUGGUGACGAUCGGCGACUCUGGCCCGGCACCGACGCUGACGACGCGGGUGGUGUCCGGGGCCGAUGCCAGCACCGGGUCUGGCUCGCAGAGCGUGACUGCAGAUGUGAGCGAGGGCGAUGCGACGUCGAAGGAUGUCGUGCUCGAGCUCGCGCUGUCGCGGCCUGCGGAGCAUCCGACGGUGGUCGACGUGGUUGUGUACCCGACGUCGACGGCGACGAACGGGACGGACGUGGAUGUGCUGUCUACCGAGGGCCGCAACCGCGGGCCGUUCACGAUUGGUGGACUGGUGUCGACAUACAAUGUGUCUGCUGUGAUCUACGGCGAGACCGUUGUCGAGGGGACCGAGGUGUUUGACUUUGGUCUCGUGGCGACGUACGGCGUGAGCGGUGUGACAAGCACAAGCAACGCGAGUGUGAGCAUUGUCAACGAUGACUUCUCACCGCCUCCGCCGUCGCCGCCGCCGCCGCCGCCUCCUCCCUCGCCGCCUCCGCCGCCUCCGCCGAGCCCGCCUCCGCCGUUCGGGCAGGUGGGCAUGGCUGUGGCUGCAGUGAGCACGACGGAGCCGACGGACGAGAGCGGAUCGCGCAACGUGUCGAUCACGAUUGUGAUGGGCUCGCCGGCGCCUUCGCCGGUGACGGUGGAUGUUGUGACGAGCGUGGCCGUCGGGUCGCUGGCGACGGGCGACGUCGAUUUCGAGGUUGUGACGACGACAGUGACGAUUCCUGGCGGAUCGUCGAGCGCGGUGUUUGAUGCUGUUGUGUACGGCGACGCGUGGUACGACGACGGCGAGACGUUCGAUGUGACGCUGACUGGCGUGAGCGGCCCGGCCACCCUUGGCGGGACGCUGACGACUGUGGUGACGAUCGGCGACUCUGGCCCGGCACCGACGCUGACGACGCGGGUGGUGUCCGGGGCCGAUGCCAGCACCGGGUCUGGCUCGCAGAGCGUGACUGCAGAUGUGAGCGAGGGCGAUGCGACGUCGAAGGAUGUCGUGCUCGAGCUCGCGCUGUCGCGGCCUGCGGAGCAUCCGACGGUGGUCGACGUGGUUGUGUACCCGACGUCGACGGCGACGAACGGGACGGACGUGGAUGUGCUCUCUACCGAGGGCCGCAACCGCGGGCCGUUCACGAUUGGUGGACUGGUGUCGACAUACAAUGUGUCUGCUGUGAUCUACGGCGAGACCGUUGUCGAGGGGACCGAGGUGUUUGACUUUGGUCUCGUGGCGACGUACGGCGUGAGCGGUGUGACAAGCACAAGCAACGCGAGUGUGAGCAUUGUCAACGAUGACUUCUCACCGCCUCCGCCGUCGCCGCCGCCGCCGCCUCCUCCUCCCUCGCCGCCUCCGCCGCCUCCGCCGAGCCCGCCUCCGCCGUUCGGGCAGGUGGGCAUGGCUGUGGCUGCAGUGAGCACGACGGAGCCGACGGACGAGAGCGGAUCGCGCAACGUGUCGAUCACGAUUGUGAUGGGCUCGCCGGCGCCUUCGCCGGUGACGGUGGAUGUUGUGACGAGCGUGGCCGUCGGGUCGCUGGCGACGGGCGACGUCGAUUUCGAGGUUGUGACGACGACAGUGACGAUUCCUGGCGGAUCGUCGAGCGCGGUGUUUGAUGCUGUUGUGUACGGCGACGCGUGGUACGACGACGGCGAGACGUUCGAUGUGACACUGACUGGCGUGAGCGGCCCGGCCACCCUUGGCGGGACGCUGACGACUGUGGUGACGAUCGGCGACUCUGGCCCGGCACCGACGCUGACGACGCGGGUGGUGUCCGGGGCCGAUGCCAGCACCGGGUCUGGCUCGCAGAGCGUGACUGCAGAUGUGAGCGAGGGCGAUGCGACGUCGAAGGAUGUCGUGCUCGAGCUCGCGCUGUCGCGGCCUGCGGAGCAUCCGACGGUGGUCGACGUGGUUGUGUACCCGACGUCGACGGCGACGAACGGGACGGACGUGGAUGUGCUCUCUACCGAGGGCCGCAACCGCGGGCCGUUCACGAUUGGUGGACUGGUGUCGACAUACAAUGUGUCUGCUGUGAUCUACGGCGAGACCGUUGUCGAGGGGACCGAGGUGUUUGACUUUGGUCUCGUGGCGACGUACGGCGUGAGCGGUGUGACAAGCACAAGCAACGCGAGUGUGAGCAUUGUCAACGAUGACUUCUCACCGCCUCCGCCGUCGCCGCCGCCGCCGCCGCCUCCUCCCUCGCCGCCUCCGCCGCCUCCGCCGAGCCCGCCUCCGCCGUUCGGGCAGGUGGGCAUGGCUGUGGCUGCAGUGAGCACGACGGAGCCGACGGACGAGAGCGGAUCGCGCAACGUGUCGAUCACGAUUGUGAUGGGCUCGCCGGCGCCUUCGCCGGUGACGGUGGAUGUUGUGACGAGCGUGGCCGUCGGGUCGCUGGCGACGGGCGACGUCGAUUUCGAGGUUGUGACGACGACAGUGACGAUUCCUGGCGGAUCGUCGAGCGCGGUGUUUGAUGCUGUUGUGUACGGCGACGCGUGGUACGACGACGGCGAGACGUUCGAUGUGACGCUGACUGGCGUGAGCGGCCCGGCCACCCUUGGCGGGACGCUGACGACUGUGGUGACGAUCGGCGACUCUGGCCCGGCACCGACGCUGACGACGCGGGUGGUGUCCGGGGCCGAUGCCAGCACCGGGUCUGGCUCGCAGAGCGUGACUGCAGAUGUGAGCGAGGGCGAUGCGACGUCGAAGGAUGUCGUGCUCGAGCUCGCGCUGUCGCGGCCUGCGGAGCAUCCGACGGUGGUCGACGUGGUUGUGUACCCGACGUCGACGGCGACGAACGGGACGGACGUGGAUGUGCUCUCUACCGAGGGCCGCAACCGCGGGCCGUUCACGAUUGGUGGACUGGUGUCGACAUACAAUGUGUCUGCUGUGAUCUACGGCGAGACCGUUGUCGAGGGGACCGAGGUGUUUGACUUUGGUCUCGUGGCGACGUACGGCGUGAGCGGUGUGACAAGCACAAGCAACGCGAGUGUGAGCAUUGUCAACGAUGACUUCUCACCGCCGCCGCCGUCGCCGUCGCUUCCUUUGCGUCUACGGACGUAG
This is a messenger RNA of Thecamonas trahens ATCC 50062, 11112 nucleotides long. RefSeq lists its product as uncharacterized. Lineage: Eukaryota; Apusomonadida; Apusomonadidae. Gene Ontology annotation, cellular component: membrane. The transcript has 6 exons. The record is from RefSeq and is a predicted model, not a curated record. The coding region runs from base 1 to 11112 and encodes 3703 amino acids. Gene Ontology annotation, biological process: cell communication.